This is a messenger RNA of Oncorhynchus nerka (sockeye salmon), 999 nucleotides long. RefSeq names its product cytokine receptor-like factor 3. The transcript is spliced from 3 exons. NCBI's taxonomy places the organism in Eukaryota, Metazoa, Chordata, Actinopteri, Salmoniformes, Salmonidae. The record is from RefSeq and is a predicted model, not a curated record. Bases 535 to 870 code for a protein of 111 amino acids.
GACUCUGUUUUACCAGGGGGAGAUGGAACCACUACUGCAUCCCAAAUGGCACCCUACUCCCUAAAUACUGGACUCUGUUUUACCAGGGGGAGAUGGAACCACACUGCAUCCCAAAUGGCACCCUAUUCCCUAAAUACUGGACUCUGUUUUACCAGGGGGAGAUGGAACCACUACUGCAUCCCAAAUGGCACCCUAUUCCCUAAAUACUGGACUCUGUUUUACCAGGGGGAGAUGGAACCACUACUGCAUCCCAAGUGGCACCCUAUUCCCUAAAUACUGGACUCCGUUUUACCAGGGGGAGUUCUUUAAGGGACAGACCAUGUGUUUUGUUUUAUCCGUCUGGAGGGAAACGGGUGGGUUCAGCCCAGUGGGUCAUGUGGUUCCACUGGUGUUGUUGUCAUGCAAUACUAACUCUGACCCUCCCGGUGGCUGUGUGUGUUUGACAGUCGUACCGUGACCCUUUGAACAGAAAUCAAUCAAUCAAUCAAUCAACCUCCCAGAUGUCCUCACUAAGGAGCCAGGCGGUACAGCAGGAUGUCUAUAGAAGCUGAGGCGUUGCUGCAGGAGGCUAAGGAGAGUAUAGAAGCAGCUCAGAAUUACAGGAGCGAACUACAACAACGCCUACAUGGACUCAGCCAAGCACGCAAACAGGUACGAGGCAGCUCGUCUCAGGCCAGAGAGGGGUUGAAGCGUCAUUUCUCAGAGCUCCAGACGGCUGUGACCCGCCUCCUGACGGAGCGUCUGAGUGUGCUCCUUAGCGAGGUGGAUGUCAUCGAGCAGGACAGCGUUCGACCGCUGGACGACUGCCAGAAACUCAUAGAACACGGAGUCAACACUGCAGACGAGCUGCUCCGAGAGGGUGAGGUAUAGAUAGACGGAGGGACGCAUGGUUCAAAUCCCGGAGCCCUUGAGCAAGGCACUUAACAAGUUGACCAUGGCCGUAACCCCACUCCCUGAGACUGUCUCAGGGGGAGUAGGAUAUGCAAAAUACACAUGUUC